Hyphopichia burtonii NRRL Y-1933 is the source of this 1860-nucleotide messenger RNA. RefSeq lists its product as uncharacterized. Lineage: Eukaryota; Fungi; Ascomycota; Pichiomycetes; Serinales; Debaryomycetaceae. Gene Ontology annotation, cellular component: membrane. Bases 355 to 1743 code for a protein of 462 amino acids. Gene Ontology annotation, molecular function: transmembrane transporter activity. The transcript has a single exon. The record is from RefSeq and is a predicted model, not a curated record. Gene Ontology annotation, biological process: transmembrane transport.
UUUCAAGUUUUCUCAAGCCAAUACAUUCUUAUCUUCCAAUGGUACUCAAAGAGGAAUUCCAUUGGCAUUGAACUUUAUUGCUUCAGGUACGCAUUUUCCAUAUAGACUUUAAUUACAAUAGAACUACUCCCAUGGGGGGAUAACAACUUUAUAGUAAGCUUAGCAAUUGAAACUAGCGGGUGUUUUUCAAUUUCUGAAUAAGAAACUGAAGAACUGAGAUUUAACCGUUUGGACUCGAUCAGGAUCAUUCUUGCGUGAGGAAGUUUCUAUUGUUAAUUAAUUUAGGUAAGAGCUGUUGCCCCCGGUCAACAUGCCAUCCUGUUAUUCGAACAGUUUAUUAACAUUUAAAAAGCCAUGGGUUGUGGUAUCUUAACUACUUACACUCAGAUAGGUAAUACUGCUGGGUUGCAUGGGUUAUUAGUGUACACCGUUUGUGGGGCUAUUCCAAUUCUUGGUUUUGCAGCCGUUGGUCCAGCAAUUCGUCGCAAAUGCCCCGAAGGGUUCAUACUCACCGAAUGGGUGAGACAAAGGUUCGGGAUAGUCACUGCAUUAUACUUAUCCUUUUUCACUUGUCUUACCAUGUUUUUAUUUAUGAUUGGGGAAUUGUCUGCAAUUAGAGCUGCCAUCGAAACUUUGACUGGUCUCAAUGCUUUGGCAGCUGUAAUUGUAGAAGUUGUCGUCACUUCAAUCUAUACCAGUAUCGGUGGAUUCAGAGUCAGUUUCAUUACAGAUAAUUUCCAAGGUGCUUUUGUGCUUGUACUUGUGGUGGUUUGUAUCAUAGGUAUGGGUACUAAUAUCGAUAUCGAUACUUCUAAAAUUGGUCCGUCAGGAUUAUUAAAAGAUAAUAAAUUAGGUUGGCAGUUAUUGUAUAUUUUAUUUGUUGCAAUUUUGACAAAUGACUGUUUUAUGGCUGGAUUUUGGUUGAGAACUUUUGCUUCCAAAACUAAUAAAGACUUAUUGAUUGGUUGUUCCAUUGCUUCUUUCGUAACAUGUGUCAUUUGUACUUUGGUUGGUGUUCCAGGGAUGUUGGCAGUUUGGACUGGUGAUUUAACCGUUGCUGAUGAAAAUGGUGCAAACGCUCUUUUCAUUCUUUUAUCCAAAAUGCCUAAUUGGAUUAUUGCUUUUGUUCUUAUUUUCUCCAUUUCUCUUUCAACUUGUACUUUUGAUUCUUUACAAAGUGCAAUGGUUUCUACCAUUUCCAAUGAUCUUUUCAGAAAUAAAUUACAAUUAACCUAUAUUAGGAUUUUGGUUGUUUUAAUCAUUGUUCCAAUCAUUGUGUUAGCAAUUAAAGUCGCUAGUAAUAUCUUACAAAUCUAUCUUAUCGCUGAUUUGGUUUCUGCAGCCGUUAUUCCAUCGGUGUUCUUGGGUCUCAGCGAUAGACUCUUUUAUUUCUUAAGAGGUUUUGACGUCAUGUGUGGUGGUUUAGGUUCUUUAUUGGCCGUUUUCGUCUUUGGUACCGUCUAUUACGACUCUGCCAAAGAAGGUGGUAAGCUCUUAUUGGUUUGGAAUGGUAUUUAUAAUUCUGCGGAUUGGGGUCCUUUUGGUGCCUUUGUUAUUGCUCCUUUCGGGGGUAUCCUUAUCACUUUGGCAGCUGCGGCUAUCAGAAUCAGUGCUAAAUAUUUCUACUGCAAGUCAACAAAUAAACCUUUCACUGCUUUAGAUAGGCCAGAAUACGUGGAACAUGAACAUGAAGUUUAUGGCUCCAGCGAUGAAAUUGCAAAAAAAUUGAAUGAAGAUCCAUAGAUGUUGCACCAGUUGCUUCGUACCUCUCCAAUAUCUACUUCUACUCAACCUCCAUUUCUUAAUAUCAGUGUAAUAUCCUCCUAAUAGAACUUUUUCAAUAAAACCAAUAGAUCUUUU